This is a messenger RNA of Aspergillus calidoustus, 307 nucleotides long. The record is from the annotation of a GenBank genome assembly. NCBI's taxonomy places the organism in Eukaryota, Fungi, Ascomycota, Eurotiomycetes, Eurotiales, Aspergillaceae.
AAUGGCUUCCACCAUCGCUCCCAUCACCGGCAUGCUCCGCCGCAACCUGGUCCUUGACCUGAGCACCGCUUUCGGUUUCGGUACCUCCUUCGGCUACCUCUGGUGGUACGGCUACCACCUUCCCCGCGUCCGCGCCCGUGACAACUACUACACCCGCCUUGAGCAGGAGCGCGCCGCCGGCCAGGCCUAAACGCACCCUGUAACCGUCAACUCCCUCGAUUAGCCAGCCGACAACGAAUCCCCGCGCCUCUUUCCAUCUCCGUGACUACCAUUCUUUCCCCCUGCCAACCCACAAAGGAAGCGCCCG